AACAGCUCGGUUCAAUACAUAAAAAGUAACGGAUUUCUUUUUAAAAAAGAACUUUUCCAAGGCUAAUAAUUUAUUCUAGAAUACAUACACGGACGGUAUGUUUUUAAAAAAUAAGUCUUAAAACUAUUGUUAUCAUUUCCAACGUUGCUUUAAAAUAAAAUAAGUGAUUGUAAGUGAAAGUCAUAAAUAAUAAUGAUCUAAUAACCUUGAGUGAAAGUACACUUUAUCAACAGCCAACUAGGUAUUAAUAUAUAUUAUAAUAUUGCUGCAACACUUAAGUAUUUCACUGUUGACGAAAUCUUAUGACAUGUCAAUAUGUUGUAAAACCAACGUACCUCCAGGCUCAUGACUAACAAUAAUUAACGUCAUCCGAGCAACUGCGUGUGUUUCGCUCAGUUACAGUAUUGGAAUACGUUGUUCGAUCCCGCUUGAAAAUGGACUGCGAAAUUGAAAAGUACAUUUUCGACCCGAAUUCGUUGUCCACCGACAAAGGGGAUGUCGGCCACGGCAUGUUUACUUAUUUGAACAACGAUCAAGACCGAUUCCUGUUGAGACCGCUGUGCUUGGACGAUUACGAACGCGGUUAUAUCGGCCUGUUGUCUCAACUCACUUCGACGGGAGACGUUACCAAAGAAAUGUUCACAGAUACAUUUAACGUUAUGAAAAACAACAACGGAGGUACACACUAUAUUAUAGUCGUACACGACACACAAAAAAACCGCAUUGUAGCGACCGGCUCGUUGAUAAUAGAAAAAAAAUUCAUACAUUCCUGUGGCAAACGCGCUAGAGUCGAAGACAUCGUGGUGGACUCUGAUUACCGAGGUAAAGGAUUCGGAAAGAUUAUCGUACAAAGGCUGAUAGCACUUGCCAAAAUCCUGAAAUGUUACAAAAUAUCCUUGGAGUGUUUAAACGCUAAAGUCAACUGGUACGGCUCAAUGGGUUUCGUCCAAGAACCGGGAAACUCGAAUUUCAUGCAAAUACGAUUUCAACAAGACUGAAUCAAGUUGAAGAUUUAAAAAUUCAUUUGUAAUAAUAAUGUAUAAGACCAAUACAACAAUAUCGUAUAGUUGUGUUGAUUACUUCUUGCGAUUUUCUAAAAGUCCGACUUCAUAUAUAUCA
This is a messenger RNA of Adelges cooleyi (spruce gall adelgid), 1119 nucleotides long. It is a transcript of the gene Gnpnat, whose product is annotated as glucosamine 6-phosphate N-acetyltransferase. The record is from RefSeq and is a predicted model, not a curated record. Gene Ontology annotation, molecular function: glucosamine 6-phosphate N-acetyltransferase activity; monosaccharide binding. Bases 435 to 998 code for a protein of 187 amino acids. Gene Ontology annotation, biological process: UDP-N-acetylglucosamine biosynthetic process. The transcript is spliced from 6 exons. Gene Ontology annotation, cellular component: Golgi apparatus; endoplasmic reticulum-Golgi intermediate compartment; endoplasmic reticulum. NCBI's taxonomy places the organism in Eukaryota, Metazoa, Arthropoda, Insecta, Hemiptera, Adelgidae.